Messenger RNA from Chinchilla lanigera (long-tailed chinchilla), 3626 nucleotides. It is a transcript of the gene Znf34, whose product is annotated as zinc finger protein 34. Gene Ontology annotation, biological process: negative regulation of transcription by RNA polymerase II. Gene Ontology annotation, molecular function: DNA-binding transcription repressor activity, RNA polymerase II-specific. Bases 1811 to 3493 code for a protein of 560 amino acids. The record is from RefSeq and is a predicted model, not a curated record. NCBI's taxonomy places the organism in Eukaryota, Metazoa, Chordata, Mammalia, Rodentia, Chinchillidae. The transcript is spliced from 5 exons.
UUCUGCCCAGGGAUCUUGAGGUGUGGGAGGAAUGAUCUGGCCUGAUCACUUCCUGUAGGUUACCAAGAGCAAAGUGUAACUACACUGGCUUCAUUCCAUGGCUUGAAGGUUGUCACUUCUACAGUGGAGGGAUCUAGGCACCUUUCCCUCAGCUAUGCCUUAUGCCCUAGCACUGGUUUCUGUGUCCUGAUGGUGAGUUUGAGGUGGGCAGUUCUUGCUGUCAUGCAGGGAUCUGUUCCCAGGUCCCUGUACAAUAGCAAUGCUGACCCUUAAAGAUGUUUGCAGUUCUUUUCUGUGUCCCAGAUCAUCUCAGAUCUUUUCUACCUAAAUAGGGCCCUAGGCUGGAUGGUAAAGAGCUGGUAUGUGGCCCUUCCAGGUGGGGACACAAAAGGCCACUAGAAAUAAAGACUUGAAACUUAACAUUUAUUGAUACAUUUUUGAGAACUUGGACAAUGUUGGCAAGGGUGUUUGGGGCCUGACUUUUUUUUUUCAUGUACAGUGGUGUUGCUGAGAAGCAACAAAUUAGAGACAUCAGGAAAAUAACCUGCAGUGGGAAGAUGUGGUUCCCACCACAAGGCAAAGCAAGUCGGCUUGUUUGACCUGUCCAUAUCAUGGUGUUGACCAUAUGCUGAGGAGCAUAAAUACCAGACCAGGUAGCCCUCUUCUACCAGUUGGAGCAGGACCUGCAGAUGACACUUACAUAGCACAGUGGGGUCACUGUGGUUGGUAGGAUGCUCCCUAGGCAUCUUAGGAUGUUUUAGCUGCGCAGAUGUAGGCAGGGACCUUUUACUUGCAGGAGGACUUUGCUGUGGCUGAUAGUGGCUUGCUAUUUAGUGCAAGCCUGCCUUCUGGUUUUUGCUAUAGUCUGGGUACUACCUGCCCCUGGUGCCCACCACACUUGCUGGGCAGGGACCUCUUUCAUGUGGGUGGACCUAAGGGUCCCCCAGGUUAACAGGUGGUUUCUUUUUUUUCGGUACUGGAAAUUGAACUCGCGAUCUUGUACUUUCCAGGCAGGUACUGUGCCGCUGAGCUAAGUCCCCAGCCCCAACAGGCGGUUUUUAAAGGAGGGGCAUCUGAAAGGAGGAAGGUGUUGGAAAUCACUAAGAUAUUGUUCAGUUCCUGCAAAGUGGAACCUAGAUCAAGGGAGGUUGAUCCUCCCUGAGGGAGGGCUUCCUUCAGGAGCAGUUCCUGUUAAGUUUGAGUGGAUGCUGGGCCCACGAAAGGAAGUUAGGGGUGGAGGCAGUGUGGUAAUCACUGAAACAGGCAGGCUACUUUCCUGUACCCUGAUCUUCUGGCUCUUUAGGAGGAAGUGUUUACCAUAAAAAAUACUGUGCCGGCCUGGAGUGCACCCCUAAUCCCAGCACUUUAGAGAUGCAAAUACAGACCUAACCUGGGACAUCAAGUGAACCUGUCUCAAAAAGAGGGUUGGGAAGAUGCAUCUCACUGCAAAGGAUUUGGUACCGCACAAAAGAAUUGUAUAAACUGCUAGACAUUGACUUGGUCAGGAAUACCCUGGCUACUUACCUAGGCUUUCAAGCCUCUGGGUCAUUCUAGACUUGCCAUGCAGCCUCGCCCAAUUCCUGGACUACCAACGUCCACGGAGCUGGAUAACGAGACGGCGCGGUGAACGGCCUUGCUUCCCAGAGCGGCACCUAAGGCCCGUAGGCGGGCGGAUUCUAUGACGUCACUUCCAGCUUAGUCUUGAUUGGCAGCCAGUGAGGUCGGGUGCGGACCGCUGCUGCUCAGCGGCGCUGAGCACCUGAGUGACAGGCUUCUGUGCACUGCCCUCAGGAAGCCCAGGGCACAGGUGAUGGCGACCUUGUUCACAUCUGCCUCAUUCCAGUGCCACUCCGGGGGCUGCAGCCCAGUCCUGUUAUUCCAGGCCCAGGUGACCUUCGAGGAUGUGGCUGUGCUGCUUUCCCAGGACGAGUGGGGAUGUCUGGCCCCUGCCCAGAGGGGCCUCUACAGGGAUGUGAUGCUGGAGACCUACAGGAACUUGGUCUUUCUCGGAGCGGGAUCUGCAGGUCCCAAGCCUGGGGUGAUCUUGCAGCUGGAGCAAGGGGAUGAGCCGUGGGUCCUGAACACGAAGGAAGCCGAGGGGAGAAGGCAUCUGAGAGUCAGCAGCUCAGCUCAUGGGACCAGGACUGAGCACACAGAGAUGGCUUCAGAGGAGACAUUUGGUAGACGAGAACUGCACCAGCCAAGGGGGACUGUUCACCAGGAAGUGGAGCCAGAAGAAGACCAUGGCUGUGUCAAGGAGCCAAACAGGAGCUUGGACAAGCCAGUGUGGCAGACAGGCCCUAGCCCAAGCACCCUGGCCAAUGAGGAGAGCAGCCAGGACACUGGGGGAAGCCUCACCUUGGGGUUAGGCCUUUUCCCUGAUCAGAGGCCUCAUAAAUGUGAUACAUGUGAGCAAAGUUUUGAGCAGAGAUCAUAUCUUAACAACCAUAAGCGUGUGCAUAGGUCAAAAAAACCAAAUACCAUUCAUAAUUCUGGGGAGUUCUUCAAGGCAAACUUAGUUGUUAAGGAAGAUCAGAAAAUUCUUACUGGGAAAAGAUUGCAUUAUUGUGGCCACUGUGGGAAGACAUUCAGGUAUAGUGCCAACCUUAUCAAACACCAGCGGCUUCACAGUGAAGAAAAGCCCUACAAGUGUAGUGAGUGUGGGAAAGCCUUCAGCCAGAGCUGUGAGUUCAUCAACCACCGAAGGAUGCAUUCUGGUGAGAUUCCCUAUCGGUGUGGGGAGUGUGGGAAGACAUUCAAUCAGAGGCCCAACCUCAUGAAGCAUCAAAGGAUUCACACUGGAGAGAAGCCGUAUAAGUGCGCUGAGUGUGGUAAACACUUCAGUGCCUACUCUUCUCUCAUUUAUCACCAGAGAAUACACACUGGAGAGAAACCCUACAAAUGUAAUGACUGUGGAAAAGCCUUCAGUGAUGGUUCUAUCCUUAUUCGACAUCGACGGACUCAUACUGGAGAGAAGCCAUUUGAGUGUAAAGAAUGUGGCAAAGGCUUUACCCAGAGUUCCAACCUUAUCCAACAUCAGAGAAUUCACACUGGAGAAAAACCCUACAAAUGUAAUGAGUGUGAGAAAGCCUUCAUCCAGAAAACCAAACUUGUUGAACAUCAGAGAAGCCACACUGGAGAGAAGCCCUAUGAGUGUCAUGACUGUGGCAAAGUCUUCAGCCAAAGUACACACCUCAUCCAGCACCAGCGGAUCCACACAGGAGAGAAGCCCUACAAGUGCAGUGAGUGUGGGAAGGCUUUCCACAACAGCUCUAGGCUCAUUCACCACCAGCGCUCACACCAUGGAGAGAAGCCCUACAAGUGUAGUGAUUGCAAGAAAGCCUUCAGCCAAAGCACUUACCUAGUUCAACACCGGAGAAUCCAUACAGGAGAAAAGCCCUACAAGUGCAGUGAAUGUGGGAAGGCCUUCCGGCACAGUUCCAACAUGUGUCAGCACCAGAGGAUCCAUCUGCGGAAAGGCUUCUCCCCGUGAUAGUGGAGAAGCAUCCGUGAGGGCAGAGUCCUGGUGUGCAUGUCCUCUGGUACCCUCCUGACUGUUCACCCUAUUUCCGCAUGGUGAAGUCGUAUUUCUGUCUAAUUAAAGAAACCUCUUUUCUUAAAUCAAA